GAAGAAAGAAUGCGCAAAACUGGCCGUUAUAUGCGGAUGCUGUGUCAGUCCUAUGCCGCGUUUUAUCGACCUCCCCCAGAGGGAAACGGUAGCCUCUUCGACGCCGCAAAAAUGCGAACGGCCUGUGACUCAUCUAAGCAAUCUGAGGAAGAGAAUCGCGGGAUUGAUCAACUGGGUGACUUUUUUGAGAAGGAGCUGACACCUUGGCUUGCAAUUCUUCUCCACUAUACGGAGAGUAAAUUUGGACACGUGCCGCGGUACAAUCAGUUAAGGGGAAGUUUUUGGUGCUUCUUUUACCGCUUGUUUUGCCCUCCUUAAGUAGGAAAGGCGUAACAGACUGGGGAUAGAAAUACCAAAACCAUACCCUAAGGCAGGCCUUGACCUGCCUCAUUCUGACCGAAAAAGCGGUCGAGGCGGAUGCAAUUAGGGAGAAAGGAUUUGCAACCAAGCAAGCAAAAGGCAGGCCAAUCGCGAUGGCCCAGGUACCCACUGGGCAGGGCAAGACAAUAAUUUUAAGGGUCAAGAACCUUCAUUGGUGGUUACUGAAGAGAGGUGCCAUUGAUGAUAUCGAAGAGGAGCCCCCUUGAGAGAACAGGGGAAAACUAUGUACUAAGGGAAAUCAGGGGGAGAGGCGUGGGUCUCUUUUCUUUCAGAAUCAGUGACCACUGGCUGCCGGCCUUUAAUAAUUGCGGCUUUACUCGCAAUGCUUCUCGAUUUGUAUUACGCUUUUAUCUCGAAAGAGGGGCGACGAAUGUCCGCCGCCGUGAUUACCCCCAAUGAAGUAUUAGCUCUUCAAGACUACGAGAAAACGACCAAAGCCAUCUAUGAUCAUGUGCACAAGGGCAUAAACGAACAACUUAAGACGGGCAAUGACGCGAGCGCGAGGAGGUGGGAACUAAAACACCGACUGUAUUUGGGAGAUGAGUCUCCAACUUCUACUUCUUCAGAACCACCAGGUACGAGUUCGGACGAUGCAAAAACGUGGUCCAUCACCCACACGACUCCUUAUUUCGCUACCAACGACAUGUUCACAAAGCGCGGGUACGAGGACAUGUCCGAAGAUGAGCGCAGGAAAGCUGAUUCUAUGCAUAAAUUAAGGCUUACAGUAAUUCAUCUCCAGAAGCAUCUUUGGCCCCUUUUUUAAGGGGAAAAUACGCCAAAGAUACUUCCCAAGAUGAAUAUUUACGUAAGCGCUAAAUAGAGCAGCAGGUCGCAACGGCGCCGGACCACAACUCGACUGGCACAAAGACCCUAAGUCGUACACGACCUCCAUUGCUUCCAUUGCCAUCGUCGAUGAAAUUGACGCCGUUUUGUAUGAUAAGAUUGGCGAUGGCGUACACCGACCGGAAGACCUGCCGCGGUCUCACGAUAUUACCCAGGUUCUCUCUUUCGUGUACGAUGUGGUGGCCAUUUAUCUCGAAGCACAAGCCUUCGAUGGCUGUAGUGAAGCACUAAAGGAAAUAUUCACAUCAACUCCGGCUCCUGGGACUCCUGCAGCAGAUGAGGAGCAGUUGACGUCAAUCAUACAAGCGGGGGUCGCGUAUUUGCUCGACGUGAAGAACUACAAGGAGCUGCUUCCAUCUUCGGUGCAGAGCGAGACGAGCUCAUCCUGGAAGAAGAUAGAUUCUCUGGGCAAGCCGCUUUCAGGCAUCCAUGGAUGUCUCAGCACCAGAACGUACCAAGAAGAACCUCGCUUCCCAGUUAGCAGAUGGGAAAACUUGACUAAGGGUUUGCGAAUCACAUCCCCCGGCGCUUGCCAUCGAUCCUCGGUUCUUUUCCUAGUAGAAAAGACGCCAUGUCGUGGUCGUGGGGGUCAUGUUUUGAGGAAUCAUGUUACAUCGUACUAGCCUGCUCUAACUUGAUGAAGAACGCGCCUCCUUUUCUGGGAUGCAAGCACGAGUUGGAGCAAGCCUCCGAGAUUUUGGAGACUGAUUCUGAGCAACGAUCUGGCGUUCUUUGCGUCGCGUAUAAAGCACUGAUCAGAGAGGAAGUCAAAACCUGGGUCAAGUACGGACUACAAAUGCUGCACCCGAAUAAGCUCGGAUAUUAUACUCCUGGAAAAGAGUACCUGUUGUCAGAGGGACUCUGCGCAAGGCCGGAGCUCCAGAACCGUGCCAGCUCCAGUACCAUGUUUACGGACGGGGAAAAAAAGGCCAUGCGGUUCGUUUUGUUAUGCGAUCUAGGUCGUGUUGGUCGCGACACGAUGGAGGAAGAUCUCGCAAGCACGCAGGCGGCUUUCGGAAAGCCGGGCGAAGUUCUUGCGAGCGUACGUGUGGGGGAGCGUUUUUCUCCAUCUGGCACGAAAUGGACUGAGCUCAAGGUCCCGGGAUCUUUUCACUACUUUCUGAAGCUGCGCUUUGGAGAUGAGCGCGGUCAAAACGCAUUAUGCGACAUUGCAGUGGCUGCCUUGAGACGUUGGCAUGACGAAUUAGAAGCCCGCAAACUCGCUCCGAAGGAGGAGACGGAAGGUUUCGUCAACACGCUUACUCGAGUGAAAAAUGCAGCGAAGCGUGCUAGUGAGCUCUGCAUCUACGCACGGAGCGUGAAAGGCUGCGGCAGAAGAGAGGCAAUGAAGAAUGGUGGGUCCGCGGUCAUCUGUGAGCGCGAAGUUAUCGAGGACUUCCACAGAGUCUUUGUAACGCACAGCGACGCACUUUGGGCGGAAAGCGGAGCUUCUUCGCCGAUUUACGUAGGUGACAGAGGAGCAGGACUGCCGAACCCGAAAAUGCGGUUCGAGUAUCCUCUUCAUUACGGGUAACGUCAACCCAUCUCCAACAGCAUCUUUUGGCCUUUUUCUGCUUGAAAACAGCCAAAAGAUGUUCUAAGAGAUGGGCACUUGUCGGCACCUCUAAAUCCAGGCAGCAAUGGAGUACAAGCAUAACCGUGGACUGCUCGCCGUGAAACCUACGCAGACGUCGAUCGCUGUGUCAUCCAUGGAGACCAUGGCCAUGUUCAAAACGGCAAUCGUCGGCUUUUACGGCUUGCCCGAGUCCAUCCCUAUAGAAGGUAUCCCUCAAGAACCGUAUGCGCCCGAAUUUGCUUUUCAAGAGAGCAAAAAAAUCAUCUACAUCUGGGGUUACAACUUUUAAUUAAUAUAAAUAUAAAAUAUUGAGGAGGCAUAUUCAUUUUUUACGCAUGAUACCUCGGUUGAGGGAGGAUCUCCACACAGGGAUGAAUUCGGGAGUAUAGGUCCUCUAAGGCUUUACAGGAACUUUGCCCUUGCCUGGUACACCGGAACUAAAGGAGGAGGAGGAUGCUUACGACCUUUUUUGUGGAGUUAUGCGGAAGCUCCCAACCUCGCAUGAUGCUAACGGUUGUUUACCCUUCAAGAAGGAGGGCCCAGAUUGCAAUGAGUUCUCUUUCUCGAUAGUGCCGUCUUUCGCCGCAAGUCGCUUGCACACGUACAGACCCAUCGUCCUGUCGCGGAGACUCGCGCACAAGUAUUACCGAAAAGCCUACCUCCCGGUCCCGGAGCAGUCUGCCUUGGUCGAGAAAAUCCGGACCCGGGGAAGUGACAACAAAAACGUGCUACAACUCGAGUUGAUGGCGUUUUCUGCGGCUGGAGUCGUGCUGUAUGGGAGGGAUCCGAGUACGGGCGCCCUCUUUUCACGCCAACACUGCAUCUUAGUAGUGUUAAGGGUAGGCUAAAGGUGCUUUUGUUACCGUUUGUUAUGGCUCUCUUAAGGGGGACAGCCAUAACAAACGGGAGAACCCACGAACACCAAAAACCUACCUCUAGGAGUGUGCCAGAGUCGUCUCCUUGCCGACCAAGUCGCUAGCACCGUUACCUUAGGCCAUGAUUGCAUCGUCGUGCUAGUCGAUUGUGAUUUAUAAAUAUCCCUGGUGAGGACUCUUUAUUAUUAUUUCCCACAAGAACGCCAAAAUCAAUGCUUUGCAGUUACACUUCUCUUUGGCUAAAAAUGUUCUUUCCCCGUAAGAAGGAAGUCAGGCAUCAUAUAAUCCCGAAGUCGAGAACAUGGAGAGUCGAGAAAAUCGAGGCUCGGGGGUAAGUCGCUUAGGAUAUGUACUUUUCGCUAUUUUUAUAGGCUUUUUUGUUUUAUCAUUACGUCUUUCUUCUAGGUUAAGGUUUUGGUCCUGCGACGCUCAAAGCACUAAGUAAAGCAACCGGGUAGUUUUCACCUCCACAAUCUUAGCCUUAUCCCAUGCAACAAUAUUAUUACGUCUUUCUUCUUUUCCAGAUGUUCUGAAGUGGGGACCUCUAAUUACCUUGCUCUGGGGACGCAGCGGAAAAACAGAAGAAGAAGCGAAGAAGCACUUGUUCAAGUUCACGGGGGUAAUGGAAGUGGACGCGGACGUAAUGUUAAGGCUCAGACUUCAUUGGUCACUGAGGUUGAUCACACGGGAAAACCGAGGUUGGUCACUGCGGUUGAUCACUGAGGUUCGUCAUCCCUUGAGAGAACAGGUGAAAACUAAGGGAAAACAAGUAGAGAGGCCCGUUCAGAGUCAGUGAUCAAUAAGCGUCGACCUUUAAUAGUGGGUCGAGCGUUUGAUGCGGGUGAUGUGAUAACGUUAAGGCUCGGAACAAGCUCAAAAUAUUAUACAUAGGUUAGCACUAGCAGCAGAAGAUGUCCUGCUGUGUCUAAAAAGAGAAGUCAAAUCUCACUGGAGGUAGAGGUCAAGGAGAUUAUCCGCUAGAAGUGAAGGGAAUUAAGUAACUCGACCACGGGGGACGAAUAGGCAUAGGGAUUCUUACCGUUCUCACUCAACCACGGGGGACGGAUUGGAGUCGGCAAAUAAGACGCUGCACUAUUCUAUGCUCUUCUAUGCUAUUCUACUCCUUCUAUUCUAAGAGGAGGCCCGCCUACUGUCGGUCGAGGCGUGGACUGGAAGUGUAAAGCGAAAGGAGGACUUCUAGUUAUCGCAGUUUCUCACUCCGACAGCGACCGGGAGCAGAGGCAGGUCAUGGGUCGUGCUGCGCGGGCGGGUGAGCCAGGGGCAUACGUCGAAGUUUACGUCAACGGCGACCUGGGGCAGGUUGCCCCGGAGAGGCAACUUAAGCAGUACCUGAUCGGCGAGCAGCUAGUGACGACACUGAAGGCGAACAUGCGCACAGAAAUCCUUAAUUUAAGACGAGUACAAGAAAUCUCGAACAUCUGAUCUUGGUCUUCGUGUUUUCUUUAAAGGAACGAAAAGGGGACCUCCCAAGAAAAUGCUGCUGAAGGUGGAUUCAAGCGGCACAUAGACAUAUCAAAGACUAGAAAGGAGCACUUCUCAAUCUAGUAAACAAUUACACUUACUUACUAACUUCACAGUUCUUCGUCUGCUGUUGAUGAAGAUCAUUGAUUUCUCUUAGUUCUAAUCCAUGCAUAUCGAAACGAGUGGCCACAAAUGCUGUAUCCUGGGGAUGGCCAGACUCAGAAAGGUCAUCAGUCAAUAAUGAAGAUAGCGGUCUCCUUUCUUAAGGGUAGUGUUUCACUAUCCCAUGUUGUGGACUAUGCUGAGUGGAUUCCUCUUUGAUUUUUAGGGGAAGCAAAGGGGUAAAGAGGGGAACCCACUCAACUCGGGAUGGUGGGGAGCUACCUUUAAUUUUCUCACUGCGAGAGCUGACACGCUAAACAACUAUGGCGGAAGUAGUUUUUUCUCCCAUUUUUUUAACAGGCUGAAAGAACACAGACACCAGGCUGAAAGGGAGGAAGAAAAGACGCAAUAGUUAGCAGCUACAGACUGAACCCGUAAAUACUGGGUAGGUAUGCAGAAUUUUAGAGCGUAACGCGAUAGGCAUAAACAUCCUGCACCAUUUUGGGGGUGUUGAUUCCUAAACUGACACCGAACGCCCCCGGCGAUAGCGAGGAAGGUGACGGCAGGAAUCAGCGCCGCCCUGAGUUGUGAAAAUCGUGCGCGGUUUCUUCUGCUCGGUGUGUUUAUUCUUAUCCCGAGAAAAUUCCCCUGGGUCGUAUUCUCGUCUAUCGUUCUGCAGUCAGUUCCGAGUGAAACGCGUGAAGUUGUUUGAAGUCGUAAAAGGUCCGCACAUCUCCCGCACAGUUUGGCUUCGCAAGUUGUUUGGCGCGCGCGCCACGCACUCGCGGCCGCGCGCGUCCUCUGGCCUUCGUUCGCUGAAGGUGGCAAGAACAAGAUCGAUGACAGACGCAGGCCGCGGCGUGGCGUGGCUCGUUGCUUGUUGGCUUGGCUCUUGUGUCGUGUCUGUCUUUGUGUGGGUCUGUGGCGCUUGGGGGGGCUGGGUGCAGAUGAGGACAGGGCGCCCGCGGAUGUGUUCGCCCGUGCUCUGUCGUUCGGUGUCUGUGUUCUUUGUCUUCGGUGUUCUGCGCCAUCCCCUUGGGCUGGUUGCUUCGUGCAGUUCGUUUGCCUUCGGCCUUUGUCUUGCCGUGUUGUGGUCGGCUUCGCUUGUCCACUGGGUGGAUUCGCAGGGGCUUCGGCUAAAUUGAUGCGCUCCAUCUUCCCCCCCGCCCCCUAUAUAUCAUCAUCAUUAUCUGCCCAUUUAACAGGCCAUCUAGGCUGGUGUCCUUCUCCACCUCAGAGGUGUGUAAGGUUGAAACUCAAGGUCGUCGGUUGGAGCCUCCCUGGUAAUGGUCUGCGUAAGUAAGUAGAUAGAAAAAACAGGAAGAUCCAUAACAACCUUUGGGAGGCACUCACGACAGGAGUUAUGGAGCAGUUCACUCAUCUCGACGACCCCGCGAAGAGACGGGAGAAGAUCAGACACGCGAAAGAGACCGUGUGUAAGUCAGGCGAGGAAUUCGUGCGAGAGCUGCAUAAUAAUGCUGCUCUUGUUAAGGCCACAAGAAAUCCAUCGCGGCAGGCAUCUUGCUCCCUUUUUUGAAGGGAAACGGGGACCAAAGAUGCUGCUGAAGAUGGAUUUCCCUUAGUUCUAAUCUUGGCGCAGCGGCUCCACGAGUUGAGGUGAAAGAGGUUUGCUUCAAGCUUGGAAACAAGAUUUUUGGCUACAAUCCCAGCGAAGAAGAUCCCCUGGACUUGAACGUGAACCUGUACAACUUGCCGAAAGAGGCGCCGCAACAAGGCCUCUUGCCCGACAAAUAUGCGCUAGGCGCUUUCGCGAUGGGGCAGGUGCGAAAUGUGCUGGAUCCGAGAAAGUGUAACGGUGCCAAACUGAUGAUGUUUCGGAGACUAAAAAUGUUGAGGCUCAAUGCAAUGCAUUUCUGCAAGCCAUUUGUCCUUAUUUCCUUCGUAGGAUUGGGAGAAAUGUACACAAGAAAUGAACUACGUACUGCUUCGAGCUCUAAAAAUGCUGAGGAAUGCUGAGACAAUUCUUUUUCACGGUAAGGAGAACGCGGCGGCCUCAGGGCUGCUCUUCGAAGAGUAGCUCUUUUUAACCGAGAAGUGAGCGGAGCUGAUGCUGAAGGAGCUGCUCUUCGACGAGUGGUUCUUGUUGAACACUAGUAGUUCUUGACCGAGUACUGAAGAAACAACUCCUCGAAAAGAGCAGGACUAGUUAGUUUUUCUAACACCCCCCUUCCCCUAGUACCAUUGAUUCACACCUGACGAAGACAAAUUCAAAUUAAUUGAUUUGGAAACGCCAGGGUGAGUAUUUAUAACGAAUUUGUAAAAACCUACCUCUUCGGAUCUUUGUACAAUAGUCUA
This is a messenger RNA of Amoebophrya sp. A25, 7575 nucleotides long. The record is from the annotation of a GenBank genome assembly. NCBI's taxonomy places the organism in Eukaryota, Dinophyceae, Syndiniales, Amoebophryaceae.